CGCCGCCUGCAGCUCGCGCGCCCGGCUCUGUUUGUGUCAACCUGAGCGCCCACGUGCGGGACCUGGCGGACUCGUUAUCCCAGGGAGCUGGGUCUGCGAGCGUGGAGCAGAGUAACUCACCAGACUAGGCUAGGUCUAGCCCGUGCAGCCUUUCUCUGGGACUCUGGAAACCUCAGCUGAGCAUGCGGUUCUGUAACACAGGCAGCCUAAGCCUCCCCUAAAGCCAGCCUUGAGUGCCCCUGCUGCUGCACUGCAAGGUGAGCUGAAAGUCUGAUGUUCCUGACUUAAUGUUUAUCUGGAGCGACUUUCCAGCCAUAAGCUUUACACACAGAAGCAUGUUAGGAGAUGAAACCAGGCAAAGGGUGAAGUUUACAGAUGAUCGUGUCUGCAAGAGCCAUCUCCUGGACUGCUGCCCUCAUGAUAUCCUGGCAGGAACACGCAUGGACCUGGGAGAAUGUACAAAGAUCCAUGACUUGGCACUGAGAGCAGAUUAUGAGAUUGCAAGUAAAGAGAGGGACCUAUUUUUUGAGCUGGAUGCUAUGGAUCACCUGGAGUCCUUUAUCGCAGAGUGUGACCGGAGAACUGAGCUGGCUAAGAAACGCCUGGCUGAAACUCAGGAGGAGAUCAGUGCUGAAGUGUCUGCAAAGGCAGAAAAAGUUCACGAGCUGAAUGAAGACAUAGGCAAACUGCUGGCUAAAGCUGAGCAGCUGGGGGCUGAAGGAAAUGUGGAUGAAUCCCAAAAGAUCCUGAUGGAAGUGGAGAAGGUCCGAGCAAAGAAGAAAGAAGCAGAGGAAGAAUACCGCAAUUCCAUGCCUGCAUCUAGUUUCCAGCAGCAGAAGCUGCGCGUCUGCGAGGUCUGUUCAGCGUACCUUGGUCUCCAUGACAAUGACCGGCGUCUCGCUGAUCACUUUGGAGGCAAAUUACACUUGGGCUUCAUUCAGAUCCGUGAAAAGUUGGACCAGUUGAGGAAAAUGGUGGCAGAAAAACAGGAGAGAAGAAACCAAGAUCGGUUGAGGCGGAGAGAAGAGCGAGAGAGAGAGGAGAGAAUGGGCAGACGGUCUGGCUCCAGAAAUAGAGAUCGCAGAAGAUCCCGGUCUCGGGACAGGCGGCGAAGGCGCUCACGAUCGACUUCCCGUGAGAGACGGAAGUCCCGCUCCAGGUCCCGUGAGCGAGACCGACACAGACGCCAUCGGAGCCGCUCACGCAGCCACAGCAGAGGUCACCGCCGGGGUUCCAGAGACAGGAGUUCAAAACACAAAAAAGAAGUUUGGACAAUUAGGAAGUGAGGAAGAGCCUGUAAUAACUAUUGCUAAAGAGCAGAUCCUCUAGAGGCCGGUCUUCAAGAGCAAAGUCCCGAGACAGAGAGGAGAGAGAAGAGCUCUUCUGAAAGAUGGCAUGAGAGCACAAAUGGCAAAUCUUGUCCCAAGAGAUCAGACGAGAGAGAAGCUGGCGAGAUCUGAACUCAGAUGAUCUGUAUUGCACUGUAAAUAGUCUGAUAAACAUUCUACACAAAGCCUAAAUUUCCCAUUUAUAUUAACUGAGUACAGCUCAUCUUUUGUAGUUUUGAAUUUUUACUAUUGGGCAGAUAGCUGUGAGUUUGUAAAGAUACAGAGUUCCGUACUGUUUACCAGGACUUUGUUUUAGUAGGAAUAAAUAAAUCUGAUGAAUUGAUUUCAGCACAGGUCAGUGAUUUACACAUGUAUUGGUUGGCAUGACCCAGUGAAUGCAGCAGUUAGAGCUAGUGCUGUGGUUGGAAACGUAGCCUGCCGUCUCAUUUGUAAUACUUAUGCCCUUUCGGAACAUUCACUUGCCCCUUCGCACAAUUGGAGUUUGAGAACAUCAGUAGCACCGGUGCUACCUCAGUUCACAUUUUCCCUUUCAGUUUGGGCACAUUUAGAGUAACUUAAGAUUUGUCUUGCUUUUUUUUAAGUGCUUAGCAACUCACUUUGCAUUUCCAGUGUUUGAGAAACAUCUCAGUAUUCCAGCUAAUUUGGGACAAAUAAAACUUGCCCAUAAUUUCCCUCUUGAACAACUUCAGUUCAUCUUCAUGACAAUGACCAACAUAUUUGGGCCUAUCCUUAAUAAUAUUUUCAGAUAACACAGGCCUUUUAUUCUAGGUAAGUGAAAAACAAUAUCUGGGUUGAUCUUUCUGUAAUGGAGUUCAUUUGGCAUUUACAACUAAAGCGAAAGGAACCUGGUCUAUAACAGUGUGGGAAGAGUCGAAUAUCUGUAACUAGAUGCAUUUUAAAAUUAGGGAGGAAACUUCUCAGUUCCCUGUGCCAGCCACAGUGGUGACCACAAGGAUUAAGCUAUUGUGAAAUUACCCACAGAAUAACAGCAGCUAGUAUGUGCAGAAUCAUGAACUAAAGCAAUGUAACUGUAGCCACUGCUGUCCAGUUUUGGCUUCUCGGCCUUCCCAUUAAUUUGGCAAGGCAGGUAUCUGAAAUUAACAGUUAAAUCUCACCAUUUUCCCAUAGUGGAAGCUUAAAGUAUUUGUAAAUACUCAUGCAUUAGUGGGGCCAGAAUUUUGGGGUUUUCCAGCCAUUUUUUCCCUUGCUGAGCCUCUGAUAAUUCACUUAAUUCUUUGAUUUCCUUUGAUUUGUGGGGGAGUGAGGUUUUCUUGUUUUUUGCAGAGGUGCAGAGUUGUCCUAGAUGUGUUAGUCUUCUAGAUGCAUGUUUAGGUAUUGGGGGAAUCUAGU
This is a messenger RNA of Pelodiscus sinensis (Chinese soft-shelled turtle), 2699 nucleotides long. The record is from RefSeq and is a predicted model, not a curated record. Lineage: Eukaryota; Metazoa; Chordata; Testudines; Trionychidae.